Molecule: messenger RNA, 327 nt
Organism: Auxenochlorella protothecoides
Lineage: Eukaryota; Viridiplantae; Chlorophyta; Trebouxiophyceae; Chlorellales; Chlorellaceae
Product: 60S ribosomal protein L35a-4
Exons: 5
Coding region: 1-327 (108 amino acids)
Biological process (GO): cytoplasmic translation; ribosomal large subunit biogenesis
Cellular component (GO): cytosolic large ribosomal subunit; ribosome
Molecular function (GO): structural constituent of ribosome
Source: RefSeq, a predicted model, not a curated record
AUGGGCGGCGAACGUGUGAGGUUGUACGUGACUGGACAGUUCCUCGGAUUCCGGAGGAGCAAGUCCAACCAGUACACCCACACCAGCUUGGUGAAGAUCGACGGUGUCAACUCCAAGACCGAGACCGAGUUCUACCUGGGCAAGCGUCUGGCUUACGUGUACAAGGCCAAGACCGAGAAGAAGGGCAGCAAGUUCCGCGUCAUCUGGGGCAAGGUGACCCGUGCACAUGGCAGCACCGGCACCGUCCGUGCCAAGUUCAAGAGCAACCUCCCACCCGCAGCCAUCGGCGCCAAGAUCCGCGUGAUGCUGUACCCCAGCCGCGUCUGA